AACAACAUAUCAAAAUAGGGACACCAUUCAAAUACAUAUAUCAUAUCAAAGCAUGAACUAAACACUAAAGAAACCUGAAAAUAUUACCAUCCGCAACACAAUGUCGGACUACAAGUACCAUUAUAAGAAAGAUGCCAUUUUUAAUAUCGACAACCAGUCACAUCAAGACCUCUCCACCCGCACCUAUGGCUUUCUGAAGGCCACUCGGACGGACACUCCGAUUCCGAAGUCCCAGAAAGGCAUGAGCGCCAAGACCCUCGUGGAAAGAUUGCACACCAUCCACGAUAAGAUAGACUAUCAAAUAGACUCUGUAGCCGACGAGGAAAGCGCUUCCUUAUCUUCUGAAGAGUCCGUGCGCAUGGGGAAGUCGGCCUUUGAGCAGAAGCGCAAACUCUUCGAUACCGCUGAGUUUACUAUAGCGCGGGGCCUUAAGCUAAGUCAGUUCUUCUGUCCCAAGGAUUCUGGUCUUCAGCUGCCCCUUAAUCUGAAGAACAUCGGACUCACGAAUUCCUUUGAGGAAAUGGAGAACUAUUGUCGCAGGAUGAACAUUGCAUUGGAUAAAUGAGUCGUUACUAUCUUGUUAUUGCAAUAAAACCUUUCAUACUCUUGUCCUCAAAA
This is a messenger RNA of Drosophila biarmipes, 618 nucleotides long. RefSeq lists its product as uncharacterized. NCBI's taxonomy places the organism in Eukaryota, Metazoa, Arthropoda, Insecta, Diptera, Drosophilidae. Bases 101 to 565 code for a protein of 154 amino acids. The transcript has a single exon. The record is from RefSeq and is a predicted model, not a curated record.